AUGAACCAAUCAUCGUUCAAUGCUGUUAGCACACUUGGCAUUCCCGCAUAUGUCUCUAAAGCCUUUCUUAGCCAGCGCCAAGAGCGGAUAUCUGAUCGGCCAGCUUGUUUCUACCAUCGGUCGUCUUUUCCUCAAGUAGCCUCAUUUCCAUCUCAAAACUCAAGCUACUACUCUUCCAGUGCCUCCUCAAAAAAUGGACGGAUCAGGUGCGGGGUCCAAUGUGACCUCGGAGACAAUCGGCUUCACGUUUGGUGA
Messenger RNA from Colletotrichum costaricense, 255 nucleotides. RefSeq lists its product as uncharacterized. Lineage: Eukaryota; Fungi; Ascomycota; Sordariomycetes; Glomerellales; Glomerellaceae. The coding region runs from base 1 to 255 and encodes 84 amino acids. The transcript has a single exon. The record is from RefSeq and is a predicted model, not a curated record.